GCCGCGCAUAAGGCGCUGGCCCUUUGACCUUUGGCUGCGAGCAGCAAUGGCGGACGGCGAGGUGUCCAAGUGCUGCAGAAACCGGGGCGGAGUCCAGCGGGUCGAGAGCAAGCUCCGGGCAAGCGUCGAGAAGGGCGAUUACUAUGAGGCGCACCAGAUGUACCGGACGCUUUUCUUCCGGUAUAUGUCACAAAGUAAACAUGCCGAAGCUAGAGAACUUGUGUAUUCUGGGGCGUUGCUGUUCUUCAGUUACAGUCAGCUAAACAGUGCUGCUGAUUUAUCUAUGCUAGUUUUAGAGUCCUUGGAAAAGUCCGAAGCAAAGGUUGCAGAUGAACUCUUAGAAAGUCUUGGUAAACUUUUCAGUCUAAUGGAUCCAAACUCACCUGAAAGAGCAGCAUUUGUAUCCAGAGCACUGAAGUGGUCUAGUGGAGGUUCAGCAAAACUCGGACACCCAAAGUUACAUCAACUGUUGGCAGUCACACUAUGGAAAGAACAAAACUAUAGUGAAUCUCGGUAUCACUUCCUUCAUUCAGCAGAUGGGGAGGGAUGUGCAAAUAUGUUAGUAGAAUAUUCUGCAUCAAAAGGUUACCGGAAUGAAGUGGACAUGUUUGUGGCUCAGGCAGUCUUACAAUUUCUUUGCUUAAAAAAUAAAAACACUGCAUCACUGGUCUUCACAACUUACACAGAAAAGCAUCCCUCUAUAGAAAAGGGGCCUCCAUUUUUACAGCCCUUGUUAAACUUUAUUUGGUUCUUAUUACUUGCUGUUGAAGGGGGGAAACUAACUGUUUUUACAGUGUUAUGUGAACAGUAUCAGCCAUCUUUGAAAAGAGAUCCAAUGUACAUUGAGUAUCUCGAUCGAAUAGGUCAGAUCUUCUUUGGAGUUGCACCAAGGCAGACAUCUUCAUAUGGGGGAUUAUUAGGUAACCUUUUGAACAGUCUGAUGGGUACAGGAGACGAAGAUGAAUUGGAUGGAGAAGGACCGGAAGAUAUCAAUCCCAUUGAUCUCGACUAAGAAGAAAAUUAACCUUCUGAUCUAAAGGUCUAGAGACAAUAUUCCACUGAGGUGUCUAAUGAUUGAUCUGCUUACACAAGAAGUAUAAACAGCUAUACCAUGGGACGUUUUAUAUGACAGUUUCAUAGCUGAAUGUCUGCAAAGGGCUCUCUUUCCCUUUCUACUGAAGGAGGUGCAACAAGUAAUUUCCUAUUACUGUCUAUUGGAAAUGCUGUAUUAUUUAUGUUCAGUAGAUAUUUCAUGAUUUAAAGAACUGGUUCCAAUUGGCUGUGUGUUGACUGAUGUAAAGUUUUGUCUUUCUAGAUUAUUUUACAUAAGAUUUAAAUACUUUACAGCUUUGUACUAGGAUACUGUACAUUGGCACUACACGUGGGUAGUCUCAGCUAUGAUGUAAAACCACUAAGGAAAUUCUGCCAAGAAGAGGUGAGACAUCUCCAAUUGCUAAAAUUAGCUCUUGUAUAACACAUCACAGUGGUUGUCAAUAGGAACAAAAGAAAAGCUGUAGGGAUCAGCAGCACUUGAUUUAACCUACACAAUUGGUGUAGCUUUUGCGCACAGAUUACAAAGGAUCAUGCACAAAAAUGGGCUUAAUUAUUUCUGAACCAAUAAACUUCAUUAAAGGAGAUUGUUGUCACCUUGACUUUAUUUGAGGUGGUAAAUUAUAUUCUAAGUAAUACAGCUGCUACAAAAUAUUGUAAAUACGUCUGGGCAGGUUCUGCAUGUUUCAAGUUUGCAUGCAAGAAACUUUAAGCAUUGACAGUUCAAGUGCCACAAUGUGUUUAAGAAAUUUUGCACGAUGUACACCUAAAUCAGGAACUAGAUUAUUUGUCUUGUGAAAUGCAGAGACCUAAUUAGAUUGGAACCAGUAACAUACAAAAUUUUAAAAUAAUUAUACAUUAUGCUUUAUAGAUCUGAUAACCAUAUCCAGCUAUUUUUCACCAAGCACUAUCUGUAAUUCAUGUAUGUGAAAUGUUCGGAAAGGUUAAAUCCUAAAGGGAUUAACUGGCAGCAAUUUAAACAGCAGAAUUGAAUUUGAUUCUUUAGUGAUAUUUUUGUGCAGAAGGAUUGCACUGUUGCUCUUUUAAUACUUGUAUUUAUCAUUAAAGAAAAGUAAUUAGUUUCUUUGUUUGAUACAAAGUUG
Molecule: messenger RNA, 2153 nt
Organism: Chiloscyllium plagiosum (whitespotted bambooshark)
Lineage: Eukaryota; Metazoa; Chordata; Chondrichthyes; Orectolobiformes; Hemiscylliidae
Gene: get4
Product: guided entry of tail-anchored proteins factor 4
Biological process (GO): protein insertion into ER membrane
Cellular component (GO): cytosol; BAT3 complex
Molecular function (GO): protein binding
Source: RefSeq, a predicted model, not a curated record